CCGUGCACAUAUUGUGUCCCAGAACCGAUUCCUCCUCCUGGUUUUUUUCCCGUUCCGUUGCUUUUGGCACUCUGCGACCCAGCCGCUGCGAGGAUGUCGGGCCGGUCGAUGUGCGAAAAGUGCAGCAAGUGCACCCUCGGCUCCAAUGAAUAAAUAAUGUCUUGGGAGAGCCUCAACUCGCACGACUUCAUCAGGUACGGGGGCGUGAGCCACCAGCUCAGCGCCACCAGACUUCUGUCGUCCCCCGACGGCUCGCGGCACCCCCUAGACGGGCUAGAGCAGGUAUGGCCGUGGAACGCGUCGUACUCGAGUCUGCACAGGGACACCUACACGGAGGUGCGCACCCCGAGGCCGCCGCUGUUCACCUGGGGAUGCUUCAGGGCGUGCAGGGCGCGGAUCUACCACAGCAUCGCCAAGAGGAAGGUCGACCAGGGGGUUAAACUGUACAACCAGCACAAGCAGCAGCAAGCCGUUCGGAAAUGGAAGUCAGCCCUCAAGGCGAUUCGCAAGCGGGAGGACAAGUUCGUGCUCCUGGGGUACCUCUGCCAGGCUUACAUGGACUGGGGGAAGUACAGGGACGCCCUGGAGUACGCCCACAGGCAGUUGUUCAUCAGCGAGGAGCUCGACAACCCCAACAUGCGGGCGGAGUCCUACCUGAGUCUGGCGAGGGCGCACCAGCGUCUAGGAGGGCUGGAGAGAGCUCUUGCGUACGCCCGCCACUCCCUCUACAACGAAUGCGAGCAGUGCACCACCGCCGGCCACGUGCACCUCACCGUGGGGUCGGUCUACCUGGAGCUGGCCGGCUUCAACAAGGCUCUGGAUAGUUUUCAGCACGCUCAUCGCAUAGCGCAGGCUAUUCACGACCCGGCGCUGGAGCUCCAGGUGUACGUGGGGCUGUCGGAGCUGUUCAGCCGGCUGCAGGACGCCGAUAAGAGUGCGAAGUACGCCUCCAAGGCCUACGAUUUGUCGAGGUCGCUGCAGCUGGGGGACCUGAAUUCGCGCCACCACCGGGCCGCCCUGCUGCAGAUGGCGUCCGCGCUGCGCAAGCAGGGCGAGCUGGGGGACGCGCACGACUACUGUUCGGAGGCCACCCGGCUGGCGCUCGUGUCGGGGGACCAGGCCACGUACGCGCGCAGCAUCCGCAUCAUGGGCGACAUCUACAGGAAGAAGACCGACAUUAACAAAGCCUUCCGGCAGUACGAGACCGCCAUGGGGUCGGCCGCCGCCAUGGGGGACCGCGUCAUCCAGAUGGAGUCGAUGGAUGGGGCGGCGAGGUGUCUGGAGGCGCUGCGGCUCCAGCACAAAAUCUGCAACUGCCGACCAUUAGAGUUCAACACAAGACUGUUAGAAGUAGCUAGUUCCGUCGGUGCUAAACUGCUGGUGAGGACGGUGCGCAUGCGGCUUUCGCGCAUCUACCACGCUCUAGGUGACGAGGACCAGAAGCUCCACCACGAGAGGGUGGCGUUCCGACUCCAGCAGGACCUGGAUUUGAUGUGCGGGGGCUGCGGCUCGCCGUACGGGCUCGAGAGCGACUCCCUGGAGGCUUUGCCGUGCGCUCAUAUCUUACACGCGAGAUGUGCCUACGACUUGUUCCGGCGGAGCAAAAAGAAGAAGAGGUCGUGCCCCGAAUGCGAUAGGACUAGUUCUAGGUUAUACUUGAAUUGUACAGAUUACAACCCGUCGUACAGUCCGGUUCCGUUGUCUGUCUGUUCUUCCGACAGCCACUGUACCUCGCACCAAGCCACGAGUUCGGUUUAGUCGUUCACAGGCCAACAUUUGUGGACGCCCCGUCCGAUGGGGCGUCCUUCAGCUGAAUCUCUCUCGGUUUCGGUUUCUCUUCGACCACCGUACAAUCAAUCAAUCAUUCAACGAACAAUCAUCACUGGAGCAUUUCUUUAGCGUUUAGGCCAGAUUCUGUAGAGUAGUAAAUGUAGGUGUUAAAAUUCUAUUGGAAAUGACGCACUCUCCUUCCAUGCACUACUUUGAACUAAAUAUUUUCCGAGUUGUAGGUCGCUAGUUUCUUUCUUUCUAGUCCGGAAUCAUGAUAUCACGUGUCGAGCGGACGAUUUUGUGUAAAUAUGGAGGUUUUUAUUGUAAAUAUUGAAAGACUUAUUGUACAUAAGAUUUAAUCAAAUUAAAAGGAUUA
Zophobas morio is the source of this 2146-nucleotide messenger RNA. Its product is annotated as 43 kDa receptor-associated protein of the synapse homolog. Gene Ontology annotation, biological process: synaptic transmission, cholinergic; positive regulation of neuromuscular synaptic transmission. Gene Ontology annotation, molecular function: acetylcholine receptor binding; protein-membrane adaptor activity. The record is from RefSeq and is a predicted model, not a curated record. NCBI's taxonomy places the organism in Eukaryota, Metazoa, Arthropoda, Insecta, Coleoptera, Tenebrionidae. Gene Ontology annotation, cellular component: neuromuscular junction; plasma membrane. The transcript is spliced from 9 exons. Bases 157 to 1758 code for a protein of 533 amino acids.